Molecule: messenger RNA, 1053 nt
Organism: Enterobius vermicularis (human pinworm)
Lineage: Eukaryota; Metazoa; Nematoda; Chromadorea; Rhabditida; Oxyuridae
Source: the annotation of a GenBank genome assembly
AUGUUCAAAGAAUGGGGAGACUUGACGAGUAAAAGCGGCAAAGAGAGUUCUAACAAAUGGGAUUUGGGAACUGAAAAGAAAUUGGCAGUUAUUGGAACAGUUGUCGGCACAGCUUCUGUAGUCUUGGCCAGCGUUGUAGUUCCGCUGUUGUACGUCUAUGUUCAGAAUGUUCACGCGACACUUGACUACGAAGUCAAUUUUUGUAAAAAUAAUUUAUAUGGAUUGUUGGAACAACUUGAGAAGGUUGCUGUUUUCAUACGUUUCAUUUUGCUUUUAGCGAUUAUUCACGCUUUUGUGGAGAGUGUUCCUCAAGAAAUACACUAUAUUCGAAGACCUACUCCGGAACCAAAAAGAUUUGAUUUCCAUUCUGAACAUUCUUCUGAUUUACCAAGUUCGCCUGAUGCUUCAUUUGAUAACACCGAUUUUAAUGAAUUUUGGAAUAGGCCUGAUGAGUUUGCCGAGGAAUAUUGUUCGUGUCAAUUUGGUCUUCCCGGUCCUGCAGGUCCUCCUGGAAAAGAAGGUGAACCAGGCAAAGAUGGAAAUCCAGGAAAAAAUGGAGCACCUGGAAAAGAUGCUCCACAUGUUUUGUCUGCUUCAAAAGAGCCCUGUUAUGUAUGCACUCCGGGAGUAGCAGGUCCUCCAGGCAAGGAGGGCCCUAAAGGACCGCCUGGUAAACCGGGUCUUCCUGGACCUCAAGGUGUAAAUUCGACCAGUAAACGAGGCCCACCAGGUCCUCCCGGACCAGUUGGUGACAAAGGUCCGGCUGGCAAAGUGGGUCCAAGAGGUCCACGUGGACCUUCAGGAGUCGUUCGUAAAGGCGAUUUUUACGGUGAAAUGGGCCCACCUGGUUUACCAGGUCCUAAAGGGAAACAAGGUCCGGACGGACAACCAGGCAAGAGUUUGAGAGGAGCACCAGGACCUAUGGGUGAUCGGGGCAAAAAAGGAAAUCCUGGUAGUCAUGGUUCGGUAGGUCCACGAGGAUCAAAUGGAAUUCGGGGGAAACCCGGCAGUUGUAGCCACUGCCCACUCCCAAGAACAGCACCAGGGUAUUAA